Messenger RNA from Paramecium tetraurelia, 1989 nucleotides. RefSeq lists its product as uncharacterized. NCBI's taxonomy places the organism in Eukaryota, Ciliophora, Oligohymenophorea, Peniculida, Parameciidae. The transcript has 5 exons. The record is from RefSeq and is a predicted model, not a curated record. Gene Ontology annotation, molecular function: ATP binding; protein serine/threonine kinase activity. Gene Ontology annotation, biological process: protein phosphorylation.
AUGCAACAUCAAGGUGUAUUAAGAAUAGGAUCCUAAGAUUCCUUUUCUCGCAAAAGCCAAAUGAAUCAAUUGCACACAACUCCCAGUCAUCGAAAAACCUCACAAAAUAAAUAGCAAUCAAUAGAUUAAAUACCAGAUAAUGCAUUGGAAAAAUUCUACCUCUACAAACAGAAAAAGAAUGAUAUUAGAAUGAAAUAAUAAUUGAGCAAAUAGACACAAAGAUCAACGCAGAACUCUAUUGCAUAAUAAAAUAAGUUCUUCAUUAAUGCCAAUUUCGUUAACAAUUAAGGUGGAUAGUAAAAGCGAUCUGCCCAAUCUGUUACGAUUGAGGCUAUGGAAUCAGUAAAAAGGACAAUCAAAACAGAUAUGGGCAAUCCUACUUCAGUAUUGAGCAAAGCCAAAAGUUUAGGUCCGGAUGAAUAAAUGCAAUAAGUCAAACAUCAUAAUGUUGUUGUCAGAUUUGGUAAUCAAGACUUUUACUUCUAUUUCGAUUCUCAUCUUAAUAUGAGAUAAAUCUGGUUUCAAAUCUUGCAAAGAUUACAUGAUUUAGAAUUCGCUAAUCCACAAGAAUGCUAUGCUAAUCUUAAAGAUAAACCAUCAGUCAAUUAAAUAGUUAGUUUUGUAUCUUAAUAACAUUCAAUCUCUAUAGAUUAUUACAUCGCAUAACCAGACUUAUCCUUUAACGUUUUUAUGAGUUCAGGAUUGAAACUAGAAGCAUUCUUGUUAUAGGCUUCACCUGAACCAAAAGUUGGUCUUAAAGACUUUAUAUUCUUAAAAAAUAUAGGAGUGGGAGGUUUUUCUUUAGUGUACCUUGUCAGAAAGAAGGAUACCGGAAAAUUCUACGCCUUGAAGUUAAUAGAUAAAGAGUUUAUUAUUGCAAAAAAGAAAUAGUAAAUUGUUUUAAAUGAAAGAAACAUAAUGACGCUACUCAACAGCCCAUUUUUAUUACAUUUAUCAUAUGCCUUUGAAUCAAGAUAGUUUGUAGUUUUUGUUUUGGAAUUUUGUCAAGGAGGGGAACUCUUUUUCCAACUUAAAUAGAUUAAAAGAAUGAGUGAAGAAUAAGCCUGCUUUUACAUUUCAGAAAUUUGUUUGGGUUUAUAAGAGAUUCAUUCCCUUAACAUAUUAUAUAGAGACAUCAAGCCUGAAAACAUUUUAAUGGACAUAGAAGGUCACGUUAGAAUAGCCGAUUUUGGUUUAAGUAAACCUGAAAUUGGAAGAGAAGAAAAAGCAUACAGUUUUUGUGGAUCUCCUGAAUACAUGGCUCCAGAAAUGUUAUUAAAAUUGGGACAUUCAUAAACAGUAGACUUUUAUUGUUUGGGAGCUUUACUGUAUGAAUUACUUACAGGAUUACCUCCCUAUUAUUCAACAAAUACCAAUCAAAUUUACUAAGACAUUUUGUACUCUAAGUUGUCAUUUCCAAAUGAUUUGACUUUAUCGAGAGAAGUUAAAAGUUUGCUGAUUGCACUUCUUGAAAAAGAUCCAAUUUAGAGAUUAGGUGCCAAAGGAGGGGUAUAAGAAAUUUUGAAACAUCCUUUUUUCUCUCAAAUUGAUUUUAAAUAAUUAGCACUUAAAAAAGUAAAGCCUCCAUUUAAACCUGAUCCCUUAAAAAUGAAUUUGGACGAAAAAGAGUCUUAAAGAGGAGAAUAGGAUUUUAGAAAAAAAAUUGCCUAAGGUAAAACUAUGAAUUUACCAGUAAUUUUUGGCUCCUCUUUUUUUUACGAAUCUCCUUAAGAAGCUCAAACAAAAUCUGUCUAUAAAGAAUGGAUUUCACAUACAAAUUUAUAGCCUAAUACUCCAUGUGUUGCAUCAUAUCAUAGUUAAGGAAGAUCCGCUAAAUCCUAGGAUAUUAUUCCAUUGAUUUAAUCAGUCAAAAAUAACCCUAGAUCUCGGUAAAUGCUUAAUUAAAAACAAAAUUUUUAUAAGGCGUCAGGACAAAAACUCUCUUUAGAAAGAAUAAAUUAAGAAAAAAAGUUUUUUUCUAAAGUGUGA